This is a messenger RNA of Tetrahymena thermophila SB210, 1884 nucleotides long. RefSeq lists its product as hypothetical. The record is from RefSeq and is a predicted model, not a curated record. The transcript is spliced from 2 exons. NCBI's taxonomy places the organism in Eukaryota, Ciliophora, Oligohymenophorea, Hymenostomatida, Tetrahymenidae.
AUGGAAUAGCUUUUUGCAACGUUCUAUCCUAAAACACGAAAGAUAGAGCCAACAAUUCCUAGAUCUCAAAGAUACAUCAUUUCUGCAUAAAAAAAGGCAUAAACUGCUAAUAGAUCAAAACGACAUUAGUCCUUUUCUGCUAACAGACAAAACACAUAAACUAGUUCUAAUUACUAAGGAUAGUUAACUUACUUUGCUUAAAAUUAGAAUAAAAUGCAUAGUUAAACGAAUUUCGAAGAUUAUAUUUUAAAUAAAUAUGAAAAAUAGAAAAGUGAAUAAAAAUAUAUUCAUCCAUUUGUAUAAAAAAAACUCUAAAUGAGAGAUAUAAAUCAUGCAAUUGAAUCCUAUAAAAAUUUUAAUGAGAAUAGCAGUAGAAGCUUAUAAAAUGAUUUGGAUGAACAACAAAAUUCCUCUUUUUUUGGGGUAUAACCUAAGACUUCUAAGCAGCAUAUAUCAAGGGAAAAGUUAAAAAUCAUAGUAGAUCAAUAAGAAAGAUAAAAUACUUCACCUAAAUAAAAAGAUUAAUCUAAGGUAAUCAAUAACUAUCAAUCGUAUGGUUAUUAAUUACCCCGCUAUACCGAAUUAGAUGAAGAAAACAAUUAUUCUUCUUAUUUAAGCAAAAACUCAGCUUAAUAAAAAGAAAACAUUAGAUAAUAGAGCAUUUAAAAUAAUUUUAAUAAUAUUCAACAAAAUCAUAGUUAGCAUCAUCGUUCUGAAAAUAAACCAAAAUCACCAAAUUAAAAAACUAAAAAUACUGAAAGAGAUACUAGUCAAAGUAAAAAUGAAAAUCUUGAUGAUAGUUUCGAAGACUUUUAUAUCACAUUACCACUCUAAUAAGACAUAAAUUAUCAAGCCAAUAAUGAAUAUAGUAAAGUUUGUUAAAUAGUUAAAGACUAAGAAAAUAAGUAGCUUGUUAUUCAAUCAUCUCCGAUUAAAAAGUAAUAUGAGAAUUUCGAAGAAUACUAUGACAAUUAAAAAAAUAAAGAGAUAAAAAAAAGUAAACAAUAUCCAUUUUUCAUCACAAAAAUUAAUAUAUUAGAUUAACCUAACAUUUAUGAUGUGCUUUCAGAUAAAAAAAUAAGUAAUUAAACAGAGCCUAGGGAAAAUACAGAAAUUAAGCAGCCAAACUAUUUUAAAGGCUUUAUCAAACAUGAUAUUCAUUAUAUACAAUCUAAAAAUCUAAGAGCAGCUUUAUCAGCAGCUUCAAAAAAAAGAUAGAAUACCUCAUAAUCUUCUAAGAGAAGAGAUAAUAGCUACUAGUAAAUCACAUAAACAACAGACUAAAUUAGUUAGCCAUAGUAUAUAAAUACAUAAAUUUCAGAAAAAUACCAAAACGAAGCAGAAAAUAAUUAAAUUUUCCAAAAAGUAAAGAGAUUUGAGAAAGAAUUUAGGAAAAAUACUCAAACAUAUUAUAGAGACAAAAUAGGAUACAGUGAUAUAAAAUCAGGAGGUGAUUUUAAUAUAAUGUAUGAGAAUUUUCAAGGUUAAACUGCUCAUAAUAGUUUUAUUAAGAAAGCAAGAAACUUUAGGAUUACUAAAAGCUCAUAGGGUUAAAGAAAUGAUAGUGAAGAAAAAUUAGAGGGUAUGAAUCUCCUUGAAAGAUUAAAUUGCUAUAAUAAUGAUAGAGCUAAUAAAUAUAAUUUAUUGAUGUAAAAUUAAGUAAAUAUGAAACAAAAUUUAGGAAUUAGAAAUCAUUCAUCUUAGUAAAACUAGAAAUAAAAUGAUAGCUUUUCAAAGGCUUCUGGAACUCCACUUUCUUAAAUUUAACAUUCACCUUCAAAAUAGAAAAAUAGAUUAAAAACUUAAGAUUAAUCAACUGAAUUCAAUUAAUGUCUUACAGUAUAAAAAUAUCUAAAAAGAGUAAAAACACCAAAUAUGUAAUGA